Adineta steineri is the source of this 798-nucleotide messenger RNA. NCBI's taxonomy places the organism in Eukaryota, Metazoa, Rotifera, Eurotatoria, Adinetida, Adinetidae. The record is from the annotation of a GenBank genome assembly.
AUGUAUUUAUCAUCACUGACAUCAAAUAGUUCAAUUUAUUUUAAAAAUUGUUCAGAGUUAGAUUCGUACUAUGAAGCGAUACAAAUGGACGUUACUAUAACUGGAUAUUAUGCUUUUCUGAUCAACAGUAAGAUGAAAACCACAUAUGGUUGCAUCUACAAAAAUGACUUCAAUCCAUUUGAUGUGGCCAAAAAUAUGCUUAAAUAUAAUGGAGAUUAUGAAAGGCAAGGUCAAUUUGAAGUCAUAGCUGUUCUUGAAGCUAAUAUAAAAUACGUUUUCGUUAUAACAACAUCAUUUCCAAAUAGAACAGGAAACUUUUCAAUUGAAGGAUCUGGUCAAAGCUAUAUCGGCUUCAGUCGUAUUUUGAAUACUUCAUCAGUUGUUCAAACAGUUUAUGCAUCAAAAUUGACAACGAACAGUUCAACGUAUUCACGUCGUUGUUCAAGUUCAAAUUCUUACUAUGAAGCGAUACAAGUGAAUGUUCGUAGAAGUGGUCUUUACACUUUCUUCAGCCAGAGCAAUAUAAACACAUACGGUUCUAUUUACAAAGAUUAUUUCAAUCCAUCCUAUCCAAAUGAAAAUCGGCUCGUAUACGAUGAUGAAAGCUGCCAAGAACAUCAGUUUACAUUCACAAUUGCUCUUGAAACCAGUAUCACAUAUAUACUGAUUGUGACAUCCUUUUAUUCCAACAAAACAGGUGCAUUCUCGAUCUUUGUAUCUGGUCCAGACAGUGCUCAUCUCAAAAAUAUUAGUAAGUGUUUGCAUUACAACUAUGAAAUGAAUAUCUGUCAACGUUAG